Molecule: messenger RNA, 2941 nt
Organism: Daucus carota subsp. sativus
Lineage: Eukaryota; Viridiplantae; Streptophyta; Magnoliopsida; Apiales; Apiaceae
Product: L-type lectin-domain containing receptor kinase IX.1
Biological process (GO): protein phosphorylation
Cellular component (GO): plasma membrane
Molecular function (GO): protein kinase activity; ATP binding; carbohydrate binding
Source: RefSeq, a predicted model, not a curated record
GGUCACUUUCUGUCUUAGUCUUACCAAGAUAGCUUUGCAGCUGUUAUAUGUUGAAUACGUACACAUACAUGUCUUUUCAUAAGUCCGUCGUGCAACAAUUAUCCAUAAUAUAUACUUACAUGCACAGGUUCCAAGGAUAUGAGCGAGGAGAUGGCUCCAGUAACUUAUCCGGUGCCACUGCUGAAAUCAAAUGUUUCCAGGUACUGAUUUCUUUUCUAAAGAUUUUUAUAUAUCAUGUUCAGAUCAUACCUUGGACAUCUAAAAUCAACUUUUGAAGUACAUGCUUGAAUCGAUGCUGGCAUUGAAUGAUGUUUGCAUGGUGCUAACUGUUGAUGCAGGAGGAGAUAUUUAGCCAAAUUCUUCUUUGUAUGCAGGUUGUAAGUAGUUUAUCGCUGAGUGAGUUUCAAUCAAGAUGUUGUGUGUUGUUUGUGCUUAUUAUGAGCUUGUGUUAAUACCAUCAUUCCCUGUUGCAUUAAAAUUGCCAGGCUGACAGCUUCAAGAGGCCAUCAUCAACCGAAUUAUAGUACUUCCUCCAUAUUACCUUUUUUCUCAUAAUAUCUUGUACUUACAAAUAUAUUCAAUGCCAAUAUGUAUACUUUGGACAUCAUAUCUCUGUUUUUUCUUUUCUAGGCUCCAUUAGACAAGCAGCAGAAGAACUCCUAGUCCAACUAUUUUCUGAAGUUUGUAAUAGCUUUGCUGAAAGUUAAGGUCUUGGAAUAUAGUUUACCUUCAAUCAAAGUUUUAUCGCCCUUCUUUCUUAAUUAUCAUCUUAUAUGUUCUCAGAGUCCCUAUUACAGCUCAACCGCUCUUUAACUAUCCUGGCUUCACACCAAAUACUACAGAUAUAUAUCAUGAAGAUGCUGCUCCUACGAAUGAAGCAAUCCAGUUAACCAACAACCAGAAUGAUAGAGGCAUGGAUCGAAGUACUGGUCGAAUAACAUACACCGAGCCCUUGAAACUGUGGGACAAGGCAUCUGGUAACAUGGCUGACUUCUCCACCUAUUUCGCAUUCAUUAUCAAUUCACAAAAUAGGUCCGAAUAUGCUGACGGGAUUGCAUUAUUUCUUGCACGGGUUGGCUUCCCCAUUCCUAGUGUUCAGCAAGGUGCUGGUGUUGGCCUUGUGAGUGAAGACCAGAUAAACAAUUCAACCAUAAAUAUAUUCGUGGUGGUGGAGUUUGACACCUAUGCAAAUCCCUGGGAUCCUCUUCAUGAUCAUGUUGGCAUCAACAUAAACUCAAUGGUAUCUGUUGCUAAUGUCACAUGGCUGAGUCGUGUUCCUGCUGGAGUAAAGAAUGAAGCAUGGAUCAGUUAUAAUUAUACUACGAUGAAUUUUAGCGUCUUCUUCACUUCUUUUUCUAAUAACAGUACAUACAUAGAGAGCCUCUCUUAUAAAGUUGACAUGAGAAAGUACUUGCCAGAAAGGGUUGAAUUUGGUAUUUCAGCUGCAACAGCAAGACGAUUCUGGGAGAUACAUGCGGUUCAUUCUUGGAAUUUUAGUUCAAGUAUACAUCUCCCAACAGAUAAAAAUAUUUCUACACCACCUCCAAAACCCAGUUUGAAGCCGAAGAAAUAUGGAAAGGUAAUAGCUGGGAUUGUUGUAGGUGCAUUAGCCUGCUUCUUAGUCAUGACAAUAGGUCUCCUUUGGUGUGUUUGAAAGAAGAAGUGGAAUAGAAUUAAAAAGGUAGAUGGCAACUUAUUUGAGAUUUCAAGUAAAUAUGAAAAGGAAACUGGACCCCGUAAGUUUUCAUAUGAAGUAUUGUCUACUGCAACAAGGAAUUUCGCAGGAGAGAAGGUUGGGCAAGGGCAGCUCAUUGGUUGGUGCCAUGAGGAAAGAGAGCUUUUACUUGUUUACGAGUUCUUGCCCAAUGGUAGCCUGGAUUCGUAUCUAUUUAGAGAAAGUUUGUUCUUGACAUGGAUAAUGAGAUACAACAUAACUCGAGGCCUGGCAUCCGCAUUGCUUUAUCUACAUGAAGGAUAACAAUGUCUGCUGCACAGGGAUAUUAAAACAAGUAAUAUCAUGUUGGACUCAAAUUAUAAUUGCAUACUCGGUGAUUUUGGGUUGGCCAGAUUUGAUCAUGGAAAAGAGACGGAAACAACUGUGUUGGCAGGAACAAUGGGAUUCAUUGCCCCUAACUGUUUUACAACUGGGAAAGUAAGCAAGGAAACAGAUGUCUAUAGCUUUGGUAUUGUGACAUUGGAAAUAGCCUCAGGAAGAAAACCUAUUAACCCCAAAGCGAAACAGGGUGAGAUCAUACUUGUAGAGUGGAUAUGGGACCUUUAUGGAAAGGGAGAGCUUCUUGCAGCAGCUGAUCCAAAACUUUCUGCAGACUUUGAUGAGAAACAGUUAAGAUGUUUGAUGGUUGUAGGUCUAUGGUGUGCCCACCCUGAUCACAAAUUCCGUCCUUCAAGCCAUGCACUUCAAGUGUUAAACUUCGAAGCUUCCCUGCCUGAUCUGGCCCUAACAUACCCUACGUUGUUGUAUGUCACAGCUCCGCUGGAUUUAUCUCAAAUUCUCUUCAAUCUUCUUCUGAGUUCUGACACUGUUGUCAAUAAGACUUGGCAAACUGGUUCCUCAAGUUCUGGUGACGCCGACUCCAAAUGCAUUACCUCUUCAUCAUCAGAUUUGCUUUUACGCGCAAAAUAAGUAUAGCGGUCGCUGAUAUAUUUUGUGCAAUAAAAACAUGGUUGAGUUUAAGAUUCUCAGCUAGUUUUAUGCUAGAAACUUGAAAGUUAUUUAUCAGUACUAAGAAUUUAAGUUAUAUACACACACUUAUCAAUCAGUGAAGUACAUCUGCAGUUGUCUCUGUAGAAGGGAACUGUCCACUGUGUGCUUGAUAUAUCUGCAAGGUUAUAUGCAGAAGAAAUCCAUAUUAUAUUAUAUGGUAUUUCCCAGGUAUAAGAAAUCAUCUGCAUUCGAAAUUCAGUCUUUAAUCCCCUCACU